AUGGAUGAUAAACUGCGCAAAGCUCGUCACGCGCGCAUCCGAUCGAUCGUCCGCUCCGCAGUUAAAUUUCUCUAUCCUCUACGUUAUCUACUUCUGAUCGUUAUUACAGUGUUUUUGGUUCUAUUGUUACGUCAACGAAAUCAACAAAUUUUGAACAUCGGAGUUGGACAUUUUGGCGAGCAUUUCGUAGAUUUGCCGCACAAAAGCCGUAGCGUGGAGAAAAUUGAUUACCAUAACUACGAACAGAUACAGAACGAUUUGAACCGCGUUGGCCCAGGUGAACAAGGCAAAGUAGCAACUCUUAGCCCGGAAGAAAGCGACAGCGAGAAGCGGAAGGAGCUUUAUUACCAGAACGGUUUCAACGCUUUACUAAGCGAUAAGAUCAGCAUUAAUCGUUCGAUAGCCGAUUUAAGACACCCAAGUUGCAAACUAAAAUCAUACCUGCGUGAGCUACCAGUGGCAAGCGUGGUAGUUCCUUUCUAUGAGGAACACUGGAGUACUUUGCUCAGAACUAUAUACAGCGUGCUUAACAGGUCACCACCUCAUCUCUUAAAAGAAGUCAUCAUUGUGGACGAUGGCAGCACUAAGGAGUUCCUGCAUGAUAAACUGGAAGACUUCAUUAAAGGACACCUUCCAAAGGUAAAACUGAUACGACAACAGGAGCGUACCGGUCUGAUCAAAGCACGACUUGCUGGGGCGAAAGUUGCUUCUGGCGAUGUUCUUGUGUUUCUCGAUUCGCACACCGAAGCAGGAUAUAAUUGGUUACCUCCGCUGCUAGAACCAAUUGCUGAAAAUCCUAAAACAUGUGUCUGCCCAUUGAUCGAUGUCAUCGACGAUCAAACGUUUGACGUGCAUCCCCAGGAUGAAGGUGGUCGUGGACUUUUCGAUUGGACGUUUCAUUACAAACGCAUUCUGGUUAAAACUGAAAACAGAAUCUCACCGACGGAUCCAUUUCCUAGUCCCAUUAUGGCCGGUGGGCUGUUUGCGAUAGCAGCCGAUUUUUUCUGGGAGCUCGGAGGCUACGACGAUAAGCUUGACAUAUGGGGAGCGGAACAGUACGAAAUAAGCUUUAAAAUCUGGCAGUGUGGGGGUCGUAUGUUAGAUGCUCCUUGUUCCCGUUUUGGACACAUAUACCGCUCGUACAGCCCAUUCCCAAACUCUAGAAAAUACGAUUUUAUCACACGGAAUCACAAACGUGUCGCAGAAAUAUGGAUGGAUGAAUACAAACAGUACAUUUACGAUCGUGAUCCAGAGCGCUACGCCAAAGCGGAUGCAGGAGACAUGACCAAAAUGAAAGCGAUUCGAGCAAAGCUUAACUGCAAACCGUUUAAAUGGUUUCUGCAGGAAGUGGCCCCAGAAAUCAUUGAACUUUAUCCUCCUGUCGAGCCUGAACCAUAUGCUUCUGGUUCCAUUCAGAAUGUCGCCGAUUCUACCAUGUGUAUCGACACAAUGCAACGAGGCCGAGGAAAGCCCAUUGGGUUAUAUCCUUGUUCUAAUAACCUUAAGGAACCAACGAAUCGGAAUCAGUACUUUGUACACAGCUGGCACCGCGAUAUACAGCUCAAGGAUGGCGAAGAAUGUUUCGAUGUCCCGGAGAGUAAACCUCGUUCAGCUGUGACAAUUUUCACGUGUCACAUGCACCAGGGGAACCAAUUUUUCCAAUACGAUCAUAAAACACAACAAAUCAAACGAAAUGGAGUGUGCAUUGAUAGUGAUCCUUUGGCUAAAGAGGUGUUUGUAAAUCCCUGUGAUACUAACAGUAUCACACAACGGUGGAAGUUCGGUUCUGUGAACUUGAAAUUGUUGAAGCAAUGGAAGACGUACGGUGCUAAAUUUAUGUGUCAUCGCAUCAAUUAUUCUAAGAAUUUACCUCAGACGAGCAUUAUCGUACCAUUUUACGACGAACAUUGGACAACACUACUGCGUACCGUGUACAGUAUCAUACGCCGGACACCAUCAACUUUGCUUAAAGAGAUCAUUCUUGUUGACGAUGGCAGUUUGAAGCGUUUCCUCAAGCAGCCUCUGGAUGAUUAUGUAGCAAAAAAUCUAAAGCAUUUGGUUCGCGUCAUUCAUCUGCCAGAACGGAACGGCCUCAUCACGGCCCGGCUAGCAGGUGCGAAAGCAGCCACAGGCGAUGUACUGUUGUUUCUGGAUUCUCACGUCGAAGUGGGUAUCAAUUGGCUUCCACCUUUGCUUGAACCUAUCGCUCACAACUAUCGCACUUGCGUAUGCCCCUUCAUAGAUGUUAUCAAAGAUGAUACAUUUGCGUUUGUAGCACAAGAUGAAGGUGCCCGCGGUGCUUUCGACUGGAAUAUGUUGUACAAACGCUUGCCCCUGCGCCCGGAGGAUCAGAAAGACCCUACUAACCCCUUCCCUAGUCCUGUGAUGGCUGGAGGACUUUUUGCCAUAAGUGCUGAUUUUUUCUGGGAACUCGGUGGAUAUGACGAACAGCUCGAGAUAUGGGGUGCCGAACAAUAUGAGUUAAGUUUCAAAAUUUGGAUGUGUGGAGGUCGCAUGCUGGAUAUCCCAUGUUCGAGGGUUGGUCAUAUUUAUCGCAGCUACUCUCCAUUUCCCAGUGCCAGAACAUAUGACUAUGUGGCUAAAAACCAUAAACGUGUAGCAGAAGUGUGGAUGGAUGAAUACAAACGCUAUGUUUAUGCUAGAGAUCCCAAUCGAUUUGCUAUCGAUGCUGGCGAUCUUUCUAAGAUGCAGCAACUGCGUAAAAAGCUUAAUUGCAAGCCUUUCCGGUGGUUUAUGAAGGAAAUUGCACCAGAUUUGGUCGACCAUUAUCCUCCAAUAGAGCCAGAAGAUUUUGCCUCAGGUGCCGUACAAAAUGAAGCAAACGUGAACCUCUGUAUGGAAGAGAGCGACAGCACUGCCGAGAAACGGAUCGUUUUAUCGCUUUGUGUUAACAAUAAAACAAUUCCUGAACGUUCUGAGCAGCACUUUCGAUUUACUUGGCGUCGCGACGUCAUAGCAGUGCGAUCUUCCAACUGUGUUGAUGUUUCCAAUCAUUUUGUUGGUGCCGAAUUGCAACUAUUUCAUUGUCACAAUCUUCAGGGUAAUCAGAUGUUCCGGUAUGAUGUGGAUACCAAGCAAAUCUUUGUCGGGAAAGAUGAAACAUAUUGUUUUGAAGCUGAUGGGAAAAAUCGAAAACUAUUCCUUAACUACUGUAGUCAAACUGCGGAAUCUCAACGUUGGCGCAUUGGUCAAAUGAACGUAGAACGACUCAGAAAUUGGAAGAAACAUGGGGCAAAAUUUCAAAAGUAA
Anopheles marshallii is the source of this 3270-nucleotide messenger RNA. RefSeq lists its product as uncharacterized. The coding region runs from base 1 to 3270 and encodes 1089 amino acids. Gene Ontology annotation, cellular component: Golgi apparatus. The transcript has 5 exons. The record is from RefSeq and is a predicted model, not a curated record. NCBI's taxonomy places the organism in Eukaryota, Metazoa, Arthropoda, Insecta, Diptera, Culicidae.